Messenger RNA from Aspergillus brunneoviolaceus CBS 621.78, 2085 nucleotides. RefSeq names its product tryptophan synthase beta chain. Gene Ontology annotation, molecular function: tryptophan synthase activity. The transcript is spliced from 3 exons. NCBI's taxonomy places the organism in Eukaryota, Fungi, Ascomycota, Eurotiomycetes, Eurotiales, Aspergillaceae. The record is from RefSeq and is a predicted model, not a curated record. Gene Ontology annotation, cellular component: cytoplasm. Gene Ontology annotation, biological process: L-tryptophan biosynthetic process. The coding region runs from base 1 to 2085 and encodes 694 amino acids.
AUGGAGCAUCUCAAAAGAACCUUUGCUCAAUGCCAAAAAGAGGGCCGUCCGGCCCUGGUGACCUAUGUCACUGCCGGCUUUCCGACAGCCGCGGAAACCCCAGAUAUCAUGCUGGCCAUGCAAGCUGGAGGCGCAGAUGUCAUUGAACUCGGCCUUCCAUUCACAGACCCCAUUGCCGAUGGACCUACCAUCCAAAAAUCAAACCUUAAAGCCCUCGAAAAUGGGGUUACAAUUACUUCCAUGUUGCAAAUGGUGAAAGAUGCACGCCAGCAGGGCCUGCGCAUCCCCGUCCUCUUCAUGGGAUACUAUAACCCGGUUCUGCGCUUUGGUGAAACCGCCCUGCUUGCAGAAUGCAGAGAAGCCGGCGUGAAUGGUUUCAUUAUAGUUGAUCUACCGCCGGAGGAAGCUGUUCGAUUCCGCGACCAAUGUCGGGAUGCCGGCCUCUCAUACGUUCCCUUGAUUGCCCCGUCCACGACUGAAGACCGUAUGAAGACGCUUUGCGGGAUUGCCGACACAUGGAUCUAUCUGGUGUCCCGCAUGGGCGUCACUGGAGCCACUGGUACUCUGAACAACCAGCUUCCCGACUUGAUGAAGCGGGUCAAGGAUCUCUCUGGUGGAGUCCCGGUGGCCGUCGGCUUUGGCAUCAGCACCCGUGAGCAUUUUCUGGGCGUGACCUCCGUCGCCGAUGGCGCGGUAAUUGGUAGCGAGAUCAUCAAUCAGCUGGCGAAUGCCCCUGCUGGACAGGGAGCUCGCACGAUUGAGGAGUAUUGCGCACAGAUCACGGGCCGACGAGUCCCUCGCACAGCAGCAGAUGAGCCAUCCUCUAGCCUGUCGACAGCCGCUGUUUCUGCUUCGAAGGAGAAAGAGCCUACACAGUCACCAGCCGCAAAUGAAGUUGGUCCAGCGUCCGAACGUGGCCGCUUCGGCAAAUUUGGUGGACAAUACGUCCCGGAGGCGCUGACGACGUGUCUCAACGAACUGGAGGCCGGCUUCCAGGCUGCGCUGGAUGAUCCGGCCUUUUGGGAAGAGUAUCGCUCUUAUUACCCUUACAUGGGUCGGCCGUCGACGCUACACCGCGCGACGCGCUUGACCGAGUCCGCGGGCGGCGCGAAUAUCUGGCUCAAGCGCGAGGAUCUGAAUCACACGGGUUCUCACAAGAUCAACAACGCCCUGGGCCAGAUCCUGAUCGCGCGGCGACUGGGCAAGACCGAGAUCAUCGCCGAGACCGGGGCGGGCCAACACGGCGUGGCCACGGCGACGGUCUGCGCGAAGUUCGGCAUGAAAUGUACCGUCUACAUGGGCGCGGAGGAUGUCCGUCGGCAGGCGUUGAAUGUCUUCCGCAUGCGCCUGCUGGGCGCCACCGUGGUGCCGGUCGAGGCAGGCUCGCGCACCCUCCGGGACGCCGUCAACGAGGCGUUCCGGGCCUGGAUCACGCGGCUGGACACGACACAUUAUAUUAUCGGGUCCGCCAUCGGGCCGCAUCCAUUCCCGACGAUCGUGCGGACCUUCCAAUCCGUGAUCGGGACCGAGACCAAGGCGCAGCUGCAGCAGGAGAUCGGGAAAUUGCCCGACGCGGUGGUGGCCUGUGUGGGCGGUGGAUCAAAUGCCGUGGGCAUGUUCUACCCGUUCGUCGAGGAUGGUUCGGUGCAGCUGGUGGGCGUGGAGGCCGGCGGCGAUGGUCAGGCGAAGCACUCGGCGACUCUCGGCGGCGGCAGCGUCGGGGUCCUGCAUGGCGUGCGCACAUAUGUCCUCCAGGACCGCCAUGGGCAGAUCACGGACACGCAUUCCGUCUCCGCUGGCCUCGACUACCCGGGCGUCGGACCGGAGCUGGCGUCGUGGAAGGAUAGCAAUCGCGCGACCUUCAUUGCGGCCACGGAUGCGCAGGCGCUCGAAGGAUUCCAGCUGCUCAGUCAACUCGAGGGGAUCAUCCCGGCGCUGGAGUCCUCGCAUGCUGUCUGGGGCGUGAUGCAGGUGGCUCGCCAGCUUGGACCUGGGAAGGAUAUCGUGCUCUGCUUGAGUGGUCGCGGUGAUAAGGAUGUGCAGACGGUCAUGGAUGAACUGCCUCAGUAUGGGGGAAAUAAGUGA